Molecule: messenger RNA, 3842 nt
Organism: Hydractinia symbiolongicarpus
Lineage: Eukaryota; Metazoa; Cnidaria; Hydrozoa; Anthoathecata; Hydractiniidae
Exons: 2
Coding region: 59-892 (277 amino acids)
Source: RefSeq, a predicted model, not a curated record
AAGGGCGUCGCCUGUGUCAAAAAACUCAUUUUAACUUUAAAGAACUAAAGACUUGAAUAUGUCCACCAACACAAGCCCCAUCAGUAUCAACCUAAGGAGUAAUGUAAGAGCCAAGACCACCAACACAACCAACAACAACACGAAAAGUGAAAUGCUCCCGGAAGAAUCCUCAUCCAACUUGGCAAUCACACAAGACUUCCUUAUUGAGCAGAUCUCUAACCUCAAAGAAUAUUUCAAAAACGGACUAUUGCAACAAAAAAAUGAUAUCGUUGAACAACUAAGAACUGCAAUUAAAGUUUUAAGAGAUGAAAUUGAUGCAAUGAAAGAGAAAAAUCAAGAAAAAGAUAAAUUCAUGCUGGAAUUGGAAAAAGACGUGAUUAAUCUCCAACAGUACGUCCGACGGAACAAUGUUGAGGUUUGUGGUAUACCUAAUUCUAUUGACCAAGAUGAGCUUCAAGAUAAAGUCAUUGAGAUUGCUAAGGCUAUAGGUGUUGAAAUUUCUGAAAGCGAUGUUGAAGCAUGCCACCGCCUUUACGCUAGAGAAAACGAAACUAAGAAAACGAUUGUACGCUUCGUUAACAAAAAAAACUGCGACCUUUUACAUGCAAAUAAAUUCAAGUUAAAAGAUUCGAACUCGAAAACUAAAAAGAAAUUGCGAGAAAUUGGUCUGAAAGGAAAUAUUUUUAUUAAUUUUAACCUAUCCCCGUACAUGAAGUUCCUGUGGGGCAAAUGUAAGAGACUUCAUUCAAAGAAGAUGAUCAAUCGUUUUUGGGUUUUUAAUGGAAAUCUCUUCAUCGUUGUUGAAGAAAAUGAUCAGAAAAUUAAGAUAGAUCACUUUGAUAAACUUUCUGGCCUAUUUCCAACUUUCAACUUUAACGCUGAUGCCGAAUAAAUUUUUUCGAUUCUCCACGCUUACUAAUAUUUUUAGUAUAAUUACCAACUAGGAAAAUUUUUUGUUAGUACGAUCUAUAAUUGAUUUCUAAUAUGGCGGCGAAGAUGUGCUAAAAUUAGUCUGAUGCUCAUGCAGUAAUUUAUGUGAGUUCUUUGGCUUCCCUCUCAAACGCGCAAACUAAGAAUUAUGUCAUACUGCUUAUUGCAAUCGUUUGAUCUGAUAUAGGUGGCCAUCACCUACAUUAGUAUUUAUACUAUCUGAUGGUCUCCCCGUAGGUAUUUAUUUAAUGUAAAAUAUACAGUUAUCUAACACGAAAUAAAUACUACUACUACUACUACUCAGAGUAUAUUUAGCGUGCAACAAAUUGAUCUGCAAGGGAUAUGUUCUGCAAAUGUCUCUGCCUUUUUACACAUGUCUGAGUCAUGUUACUAUUAUCUAUUAGCUAAUUUUUUUGUUAUCGGUUAGGACGUCUUUUUAUUUUUGUUCUAGAUCUCGCCUCUUUCAAACAUGGCCUGCUCUCUGAUGUUUUGUUUUGUCGUGAAGCCACCUACUCUGCUAACACAAAAAAGAGCUACCGUAGUCAUCGCUCUGCAUAUUAUAAAUUUUGUAAACUCAUGCACCUCCCAAUUGUUCCUGCUAAUACAUCAAGUCUCUGUAUGUACGCUGCCUACCUUGCCCGCUUUCUCCUUCCGCAGUCAGUUUGUGUGUACCUCAAUUUUGUUGGACUUCUGCACCAGGAGAUGGGGUUCCAUAAUCCACUCUCUGAUAACUGGGUCCUUUUCUCUGUUCUGACUGGUAUGAAGCGGAUGCUUGGUGUUCCACCACAGCCCCGUCUUCCUAUUACCAUAAAUUUGCUUCUUGGUAUCCGGUCUCGUUUAAAUCUCAAUUCCAGUAAGCGUGCCUCUUUUUGGGCUAUUUGCCUUGUAUCCGUUUUUGGCCUAUUUCAGGCCUCGUCAGGAAGAAAAAUGCUAGCGUGCGAGCUUCGCACGUCAUGGUACUUCUUAAUAAUUUUGAGGCGUGCGUUGUUCGCAUGGCAUAAUUUUCAAUGGCGUGCGAUGGCGUGUGCUUAUUUUUGUUCCAUUGUUUUUUUCGAAUAAUCAUAGAACUCGCAUACAGCAACACUAAUUUUGCCAUGUUUUGAAAAGCUGGUAAUUUGUUGCGACAAAACUAAAAUGUGCGAUGCGUUCAUUAUUCAUUAUUUUUUUAAAAAAAAGUAUACGACGUAGCAACAGGAUGAAAAAAAAUUAUAAAACAUGCAAGUUACAGUCAUAAAACUCUUUCAGUUAAUAACUUUUUUGUAAAUAUUUUUUUAGAGGUAUAAAUAUUUUUUAUUUUUAUACUUUUCAAAAAAAUAUAUCAUUAAACAUUAAACUGUUUUUUUAUAAAAAAAUCCCUCACGUUAUUAUUGUUGCUUCGAUCUUAAAACAUUCCCCCCUAAACAAAACAAUAACAAGCUUUGUGACGUCCUGUUUCUAUGGCGAUGUUUUAAAACUAUACAGAUUGUUGUCUGAGUUGUAAAGCAAUGAUUGUUGAAAAAUAUUCAGAAAGCAAAGUCAGCAUGUGGCAAUUGAUCACCAUAACUAUAAUUAGAUAUCAUGCUGACUCUGUGCUUGCGAAAGAACAUGCUGGAAGUGAUUUCUGCGAAGAACAUGCUGGAAGUGGUUUCUGCGAAAGAACAUGCUGGAAGUGAUUUCAUAUAAUGAAAGUAGCGAAAGCAUUUAAAGAAGUAAAAGACAGCAAAGUUGAAAAUUUAUUUAUUAAUUUCAAAAGAGCAACUAAAUUAAAAAAAAAAAUAAAUGGUGAAUUAAAAUUAAUGUCUUUGUUUUUCUUUAAUACAACUCACGAGUAACAUGAUUUUUAAAGAUUUACUUGCGAGUAGUUUAAUUAUUGAUGACUCUUAUUUAUUUUACUCGCACUUGCAUUGUACUCUCACUCUGAAUUAUUUUACUCACAUUUAUUUGUACUCGUACUCUCAAAGAUGUGUAGCUUUACUCGCAAUCGGCACUUUAUAUUAUUCCCGUAGGCCUUCAUUGAACAGAACAUUAUUUAAUUUGGUGUGCGAUUAGCGCACGCCUGAGGUAUUUAGUGUUUUUUUUGGCGUGCGAAGAUCGCACAGGAACAUUCAAACAUGGCGUGUGUGGGCGUGUGCGCGUGCGAUCGCACGCCAUUCCUGACGAGGCCUGCUAUUUCGCAAGUCUCAUCUGCUACCUACAUUGUCAGCUGCCUUCAAUGCUCGCAUCAACUUUACUAGGUCUGAUUUUGUUUUAUCCCAUUCACAGUUGUUGAUACUAGUUCGCUGGAGUAAAAUCAUCCAGUUAGGACAGCGUACUAUUACUGUUCCACUGGUGGCUAUUCCAUCGUCACCUUUGUGCCCAGUUGCUGCUGUUGCUCACUCGUUUUUCUCUUACGCCUGAUGUACCACUAACUUUCAAGCAUUAUGCUGGCAUGACUCUGCCUCAUUCGCUACUAGUAUUUUUACCUAUCGAUCUUUUAUGGCCUGUAUUAAGAAAGUUUUGACAGAGCUUGGGGUUCCAGCCCACCUAUAUGGGACUCACUUAUUUCGACGGGGUGGUGCCACAUAUGCACUGGAAGUGGGGGUUCCACUGGAUUCCAUCCCCAUUCUUGCAGACUGGAAGUCAGAUUUUAUGUUUCUCUACCUACACAUGCCACUAUCUCAGUGCCUGUCCGCCCAGCGUAUCAUGGCAUUGCACCUUAACACACAUUCCUAAUUUACAAUUUAACAUACAUUUGGAUUUGGAUUUUCGCCUUACCUACUAUGUAUAUAUUUGUAAUAUAGACUUAGCUUUAUAUUAGCUACUUCGUCUUUAUAUAGUAAUAUGCUCACUCAUUUAUCGUUGUAUAUAUUUAGUUGUUUUUGUGUAUUCUCGCUGCUCUUUGUAUUUAUUUGUUGUUGUUUUUAGUAUUCUUGCUAAUAGAACUGUUCACUGCA